AUGUCUCCUACUUCUCUCCUCUCGUCACCCUUCCCACCAGAUACACCAGUAGAUCGUCCUCUGCCUCAGCCUGGAAAUGCUCUCGAUGACCGAGAACAGAAACACGUAAAAUGGGAAAAGGUAUUAUGGCGUAGACAACCCUUUCCGGAUAACUACGUCCCUCCUGAUUUCUUGUCAGAGCUAGAUGAUCUUCCCCCUCGACCCAUACCUAGCCUAAUUCCCCUCUUAUUCGCUGCUCUACCCAUAUCACUCCAUAUAUCAGUGAUCGCUCUCUUUCUAGCUAUAUUUUACGCGCUAUUGGAAGGUGAUCUAUCUCCCGAAGAAGUAGCUUGGAAAUGCGUGAUAUCCGGCUUAGGAGGAUGGGCAAUCCAUAAAUAUGGUUGGGGUAUACAUCGCUCCCAACCUGAAGAAGUCUCAAUAAUACCAGCGCGCACUCCCCUACGUACCCUCAUCUUGCCUCCGUUGUUACUGAGUCUACUCAGUCCAGUUCUCGGUACACUCACUUCGGCUAGUACAAGUGACAGUAUCUGGCCUCUAGCAGGAGGACUGGGAUUUGUGCAUCUCCUUCUUGCCGAUUUUAGAACAGGGGAAGAUCAAAGGUUGAAGAGGAGAAGGGAGAAAGCAAAACGGAUGAAUAAAGCUCAUAAACGACGGGGUAGCGUGGGUAUGAUAGAGAUUGAAGAGGGUGAGGAGAAAAGUCUGACUUCGUCACUUUCCCUCACUUCUGCGCUAUCCGCUUCGGUGGUUUUGGCCUCGAGAUUGCCUUCAACCUCUCAUGUCUUUUCGCUGGUCUUGCUUGCUGUUCUGCUAUUUGCUGGAUGGCCACCUAUAGCUAAGGGUGUAAGAGAAGCAGGCAAGCUGUUCUCGCUCAUUUUAACAAUAUCGAUGGCGACCCUCUCCAUCUCCUUAUUCCCUUUGCGCGAUGACUCCUCACCUCGUCAUAUCAUAUGCGGUCACGAAAUUGUGCCUACUACGCCAACCCUUAUAUUCCUCAUCUCAUUAUGCCUGGUCAAUAUAAUCGGUCCCGUCAUGUUGAUAUACGCUUGGAGGUGGAAAACUAGGAGAGGAGGUGGCUGGGACGUAGCUGUUGUGAAGCUUCGGAAGGGUAGGAACGGACAGGUUUCUUGA
Molecule: messenger RNA, 1128 nt
Organism: Kwoniella mangroviensis CBS 8507
Lineage: Eukaryota; Fungi; Basidiomycota; Tremellomycetes; Tremellales; Cryptococcaceae
Exons: 5
Coding region: 1-1128 (375 amino acids)
Biological process (GO): GPI anchor biosynthetic process
Cellular component (GO): membrane; glycosylphosphatidylinositol-N-acetylglucosaminyltransferase (GPI-GnT) complex
Source: RefSeq, a predicted model, not a curated record